Molecule: messenger RNA, 853 nt
Organism: Maylandia zebra (zebra mbuna)
Lineage: Eukaryota; Metazoa; Chordata; Actinopteri; Cichliformes; Cichlidae
Gene: cenps
Product: centromere protein S
Biological process (GO): resolution of meiotic recombination intermediates; replication fork processing
Cellular component (GO): FANCM-MHF complex
Molecular function (GO): protein heterodimerization activity; chromatin binding
Source: RefSeq, a predicted model, not a curated record
CUUUAGGGAAGUCAAACAAUGGGGACGUCAUUUUUUCCACAGUCAAAGCACACUGGUUGGAAGUGAACUGAAAUGUAAAAGACUAAUAACACCAGGAGGGGGCAGUAAGCGGAAACUGUGGAUACCAAUUGAAGCAAAACACUGAAAAAGAAGCGGCGGACUCGUUGUUCUGCUUGAAAAUGUCAGUGGAUACAGAGGAAACUCACCAGAGGUUAAAAGCUGCAGUUCAUUAUACAGUGGGUCGUCUCUGCCAGAAGAUCGGUGAAGACCACCGGAGACCGUUCAGCCGACAAGCUAUAGCGGCAAUAGCCGAGACGACAUUCAGACAGUGUGAUAUAUUUGCCAAAGACCUGGAGGCUUUUGCAAGGCAUGCUAAAAGAAGCACAGUGUCUGUAGAUGAUGUGAAACUUGUAGCCCGCCGCAGUACUGCUUUGUCCAUCCACAUACAAAAUAAAAGUGACGAACUGACCCAGGAGCACAUGAGUUUAAAAAAGAAGACUACUGCAAAGAGAAAGAACACAGAAACUGAGGAGGAAAGCAGAGAAUAAGGACAGGACACAGGCAAGCCUGCGGUAUCUGACUUGAGCCCAAUCAAUCAAAUAAACAUGAAGACUGACUUACAUGUAUCUGAUAAAGCCAAGAGCCAACAAAAGUCCUAGUUCUUUCAUGGGCCAUGUGCCUGUCAAAACAGUUAUGUAGCAAAGAUUUGGAGCAAAUAAGUGAAAAGUUCCAUCCCAGGAUCUGCUAAUGUGAUGUUGAAUUUUAGUGCAUGUAACAAUUUUGACCUGAUUUGUUACCAUGUAUGAAUGAAACAUUAAACUUGAUUUUUAAAGCAUUCGCCAAAGGGACCCUA